AUGUAUAAUUCAAACGGAAAUAAUAAUGCCGGCAAUAUUGCGGGCACAACUUAUGGAGCUGUAUAUAAUCAAGGAUCCUAUGGUUAUAGCAACGAGAAAGAACAAGGAAAUAAAGACUAUUAUAAUUCUAAAACUCAAGCUACACCACCUAAUGGCGGAUUAUAUGAUGAACAUUCUCUUAACGAAUAUACAUCAACAAAAAUAAGACAUGGAUUUAUUAAAAAAGUUUAUUCAAUAUUAUCAUUACAACUUCUUAUAACUUUUGGAGUUUCAACAUUAGCUGUUUUAUAUAAGCCAUUCAAUACCUUUUUAAUAGCCAAUCAUGUAUUAUUUCUCGUAUUAGGAAUGGCAUUCAGUUUACCUAUAAUGCUUGCAUUAAUUUGUUUCCCCAAUAUAGCACGAAAAUAUCCACAAAACUAUUUUAUAUUAUUAGCAAUAACGAUAGGAAUAACAUCAAUUGUUGCAUUGACUAGCGCUAUUUUAAAUUCAGAAGUAUUUUUUUACUCGCUGGGAACAACAUCAGUUGUAGUUAUAGGACUUACUAUAUUUGCAUUUCAAACCAAAUGGGAUUUUACAGGAUGGUAUGUAUAUGUUUUUAUAUCAUUCUUAAUACUAUUAUUUUUGGGAAUUAUUGGUAUUUUUAUUAGAAGCAAAAUAUUUAACUUAAUCUUUGCUGGUGUUAAUGCACUUGUAUUAUCCGUAUCGAUUAUUGUCGACACACAACUUAUUAUUGGAGGAAAACAUAAAAAAUUCGAGUUUACAGUUGAUGAUUAUAUUUUUGCUACCUUAUCUUUAUAUAUGGACAUUGUUGAUUUAUUUCUUUCUAUAGCAUCAAUUUUUUCAAAUGCAAAAUAA
Plasmodium yoelii is the source of this 855-nucleotide messenger RNA. RefSeq lists its product as uncharacterized. The transcript has a single exon. Lineage: Eukaryota; Apicomplexa; Aconoidasida; Haemosporida; Plasmodiidae. The record is from RefSeq and is a predicted model, not a curated record. The coding region runs from base 1 to 855 and encodes 284 amino acids. Gene Ontology annotation, cellular component: membrane.